UACCUAGAUGUAGGAUACACCGUGUCAACCUAUCCUAGGUAUUCGAUUAUACUAGGUACCUAGACCAUAUCCACAGCUUUUUAUCAAUCGACCGUGUCAAAAUGCUCAGGUGGUUUUUCAUCGUGGAGGACUAUGUUGUUCAAUUGAUCGUCCGAUCCCGUACUUUCCAACGAAGCGUCCAGCGCAUUCACCGAACAGUUGAAGAUUACAAACACGGGCGAGAUCCCAGUGACCCGCUACGAGAGGGAGAAGCUACGCGCGAUCCUACUCAAUCGAACGGGUUUCUAUCCCAUUUCAUAGAUGAAUUGCGGAACCAGGUCCGCGGGACCAAGACAGAUUCAACAGGCAAUCGUCCCAAGAGGUGAAUAAAGAGUUUGCCUCAUCGACUAAUACAACUAUCUAUAUGGAUGUUUUAAGGAACGCGGCAUGAGCA
Molecule: messenger RNA, 433 nt
Organism: Annulohypoxylon truncatum
Lineage: Eukaryota; Fungi; Ascomycota; Sordariomycetes; Xylariales; Hypoxylaceae
Exons: 5
Coding region: 102-365 (87 amino acids)
Source: RefSeq, a predicted model, not a curated record